This is a messenger RNA of Paramuricea clavata, 1206 nucleotides long. The record is from the annotation of a GenBank genome assembly. NCBI's taxonomy places the organism in Eukaryota, Metazoa, Cnidaria, Anthozoa, Malacalcyonacea, Plexauridae.
AUGUUUAAAUAUAUAAGCAAAGGAAUGAAAUUAAAUGAGAGAUUAUUGGCCAAAUUCGCAACUGAUUAUGCAACAGCUGACAGAGAGGGUUUUCUCUUGAAAAAGGGGGAAGUAAACAAAGGCUUUCAAAAUCGAUUCUUCGUUCUGCGCGGGAACUUGUUGUUUUACUUCGAAAAGAAACAUGAUAGAGAACCUGUUGGUGUCAUAAUUCUUGAUAAUUGUCGUAUAGAGCUUUGCCCGAAUGAAAAUUCGCUGUUUGCUUUUCAAAUUGUUUUUGAAGGAGUGGGCACCCGGACUUAUGUUCUUGCCGCAGAGACUGAGGCGAGUAUGAAGGCAUGGAUGACAAAACUGACUCAUGCUGGACAUAUUUGUAUUAGAACUAUUGUUAACGACUUAGAGCGGCGUCUCUCAGAGUUACAGCACAAAGAAGCAAGUAUGGUACCUGAAGUCGGCGAAGCUAUGUUUUCAGAGUCUAGUUCUGAGUCCGAUAAGGAGGAAACUGCGACAUCGUCACAUCAACAGACGCUGCCUAUUGCUUUACCUAAACCACCGAGUCAUGCUCUACAACGAGAUAAAAGUAAAACGCUUCCCCCACGACGAAUUCCAAACAAACUGGUUGAUCCGAUUUUAAGUAACCCAAAACCAAAUCGUUGGAGCUUGUCGGCGAAAUACCCAAUGCAAAUGUCCGAAUCUUUUGAGGGUAAAAAACAAUUAUGGUUUGAUAAUUUGGCAAAUUUUUCAGAAAGAACUGAUUUUUUAUGUGAGGAUACUUUUCAUCCAGGUCGUCAUUUUAGCAUGAAGGCUUUCUCACCACCGUCCUUCUCGGAACUUAAAAACCAUGAAGAAAUAGAGGACCGAAAUUUAAUCGAUCUGUCACCGGCCGAUGGAGGAAUCCCGCUUGAAAAAAAAAUUGAGACUAUUACACUAACUGACAGAUUUAAAGGGAACAGACGUGCAAAAUCAGAACGACAUCGGAUCAAACGUGGGGGACUUUCAGGGGCAAGGAGGGACGUAGGGGGAUCCUUUUAUACUCAUAAAAAACGUCCGUCAGAUGAUUUGAUCCUCUUGGAGGAAAAUCAUGACUCAACAUUUCAGCAUUUACAUCGACUAUGGGGGGCUACUAUUUGGACGAAGGUUCGAGAAUAUGAAAUUCAAAAUUCUAAGCCGGAGGCCGAGGGUAGUUCUUUUAACGAAUCAAGAAUUUAA